ACAGUGGGCCGGGGAGCUAGCUAGGGGAACCCCCUCCAUUUCGGGGCUAAAAAAAUGUUCACAAAAUUCUCCAGAGACAUCAAUUUGAAGGGGCUGAGUUUUGGAUUAUGCGGGAUCACACGUGAAUUGGAAUAGUCGAAUUUGAAAACUUGUAAGUGGGCCCAGCAAAAAGUAAACAAAAUAGAAAUAGGCCUAAUGAAAAAUUAUAUUAAUAAAUCUUUGAAACAAAGUAGAAAAAAGGAAGCAAAACGUGAUUCUUCCAUUGAAGCCAUAUACGGUAUGAAUAAAUGCAGCUAGCUAGCUGCAGCGCGCCGCAUGCGGUAGUAUAGUAGUGUGUGAGAGAUGUCGCCUCGGCGAAAUCAGCUAGGCCAAGACCAAGUCAACCGUUUCAUGCAAAAUGUCCAGAUCCAGAGAUACGAACUUCGUCUUAACGCAUCUUGGUGAAUUAGAGGCACUUGCAGAAGAAAUUCUCACCGAAAAACAGCAGAUUGUAGAUCUUGAUCGAAAGAGAAACCAAAGCAGAGAAGCAGUUCGAGCACUCAAAAACCAGACAGAAUCUCAGAAGAGUAAAAAGGAAGUCAAAACAUGGGUCAGCUUCGGGAACACUUUCAUCAAAUUUCCAGCCAAGAAUGUCAAGACGAUGCUGACCGAUGAUCAGAAGAAGCUGGACGAAGAGAUCAAUGAUCUGAGGAAUGGAUUAAAGCCAAAGGUUGCCAAACUUAGAGAAAUGGAAGGUCAAGAAGAGAAAAAGGGGUUUGAUCUGAAGGCAAUGUCUCGGGAUGAACUGAAGGCAGUGUACCAUCCUACAGGCUUCCAAGGCAACACCUGAUGGCUUAGAUCAAAUCAAGAUGGACACUGCAGUCAACAGAGGAACAGUCAGUCCUGUACAUGACACCAUCAAAAGAGGGAGUCUUUACAGAUGGUUAUUCAGGUUGUUCAUUAUGUACUGGCUACAGGAGUGGCCAGGUCCCACUAGGGAGCAUGUUGCCAUGAGAGCAAUCGAGAAUUAGUGUGGUAUUCACAUGAGUUAAGACUAAAAAUUCUCUUAGUUAAGAAUUCUCUCCCAAAAUACAAUUCUAAGUUAGCAAUUAUAGUUGUUCAUCUAGAAACCUAUUCUUCAGUCACUGUGUCAUUCCCGCACAAGUAUGAUUCUUUCAUACUAGAGGGAAAUUAUACAUGAAACUAAGAUCAAAGGUCCUAUGAAAUACAGCAAAGAUGCUGAUUUAUUCGUUAGCUUGGUGGUUACUAAUAACGAUUCCAUCAAAAUUUUACCCGAAAAACAUCCCACAUCAGGUUCAAAGGCAGUUUUAUAUUGAAAAUUGAGCCAAAUUCGCCACGCCCACAAAAACUUCAGCCCGAUUUGGUUUCGUAUAUCACGUGACGAUUAUGACGUCAGGGGAAGAAUCUGCUGAGUGUUGCUGACGUUUGGUGCGUGAAGUGCCUAUUGUGGUUGCACGUGUGGAUUCACAUGUGCAAUAACUAGGGGUCCGGCUGCACAGCUGAGAAAGCUUUCUUUCGAUGACGUCAUGAUGAUUGACAGGUCGAUCGGCCGACUUUUUCAAAAAUUUUAGUGGGCGUUCCCGUUGAAGUUCAUUUCCAUGGAAUAACUCAACACCAGUUCGUACACAGAAACCGAUGGCAAAUUUGUAUUUUUCAAGUAAAACUACCCAAGAAUAGAUAUAUAUCCAAAAUAAGAUGGUUUUUGUCUCACCUGCAUAGCAGAGUGAGACUAUAGGCGCCGCUUUUCCGACGGCGACGGCGGCGGCGGCGUCAACACCAAAUCUUAACCUGAGGUUAAGUUUUUGAAAUGACAGCAUAACUUAGAAAGUAUAUGGACCUAGUUCAUGAAACUUGGCCAUAAGGUUAAUCAAGUAUUACUAAACAUCCUGCCUGAGUUUCAUGUCACAUGACCAAGGUCAAAGGUCAUUUAGGGUCAAUGACCUUAGACCAUGUUGGGGGAAUCAACAUCAAAAUCUUAACCGAAGGUUAAGUUUUUGAAAUGUCAUCAUAACUUAGAAAAUAUAUGGACCUAGCUCAUGAAACUUAUACAUAAGGUUAAUCAAGUAUCACUAAACAUCCUGCAUGAGUUUCACGUCACAUGACCAAGGUCAAAGGUCAUUUAGGGUCAAUGAACUUUGGCCGAAUUGGGGGUAUCUGUUGAAUUACCAUCUUAACUUUGGAAGUUUAUGGAUCUGAUUCAUGAAACUUGGACAUAAUAGUAAUCAAGUAUUACUGAACAUCCUGUGCAAGUUUCAGGUCACAUGAUCAAGGUCAAAGGUCAUUUAGGGUCAAUGAACUUUGGCCAAAUUGGGGUAUUUGUUGAAUUACAGCCAUAAAUUUGAAAGUGUGUUGGUCUAGUUCAUAAAACUUGGACAUAAUAGUAAUCAAGUAUCACUGAACAUCCUGUGCGAGUUUCAGGUCACAUGAUCAAGGUCAAAGGUCAUGUAAGGUCAAAGAACUUUGGCCACGUUGGGGGUAUUUGUUGAAUUGCCAUCAUAUCUCUAUAAGUGUAUUGGUCUAGUUCAUAAAACGUGGAAAUAAGAGUAACCAAGUAUCACUGAACAUCUUGUGCGAGUUAUAGUAGUUUUCAAAAUCAGCACUGCUGCUAUAUUGAAUCGCGUGAUGCAGGUGAGACGGCCAGAGGCAUUCCACUUGUUGUGUCAUAGGACCUUUAAUUGUAAUUUGGGAGCCAUGUUUCUUUUUUUGCAGUCUUCUUGUUAAUCAUCUAUAUUUCAGUAUAGAUAUAUAUCCAAAAUAAGAUGGUUUUUGUGUCAUAGGACCUUUAAUUGUAAUUAGGGAGCCAUGUUUCUUUUUUUGCAGUCUUCUUGUUAAUCAUCUAUAUUUCAGUAUAGAUAUAUAUUCUUACUAAUUACCAGUUCCCUUGAUAAUGUGCAUUAUAUUUUUGUACUGGAUUGCUCUCAGAUGUUAAUCGUUAUCAUCUUUUUAAUGUGAAAAUAGGAUCUGAUUGUCUUUAAUUGAUAGGAAUCGGAGAUUCCCAUAAUAUUAAAUCAAAAUAGUGUACACAGGAGAAACUUAUGAAAAUGCACAUACAGGUGAAAGUGAUUGUUUUCCCUCCAUUUUUCCAAUGCAUUUUACAUUUUCAGAGAUUAUAAAUCUGUUUAUAGUAAUUUUCAUGGAAGAUAAUUAGAAAACACCUGUUGUUGAGUAUUGCUCAGUUUUUAUCAUAGUUUAUGAAUAAAACAAUGCAAGCUAUUUGCCCCCUUUAUAUUGUAGUAGGAUGUACCUGCUUUGACCGUAGUAGUAUUUUGGGGGGGAAGAGAAUGAAGGACUUUGAAUUAAAAUCACAAGAUUAUAUCAGACUUAAAAAGGAGAGAUAUUGAUAUCAAUACCUGAGCUUGAAUAAUAUAUUAAUAAAACACUUAGUGAUACAUGGCAGGAAGGGAUGGAAAGAAUGUAUUAGAGAAGAAAGUAUGAAGGGGGGGGGGGGGCAAAAUGGGUAGAUUAGUCUGCAAGCACAGACUUAUAUUUGACACUUGAACCAAUAACAGGUCUAGAGUGAAGACUAGACUCCAAAGACUCAAUGUCGAAUAGAGCCAGCCACAUUACAUAGUGAAUCUAGUCAAUAAUUCAGACUCUGCAUUGUGCAAAAGCCAAGGGUCUGUGCCUGCAGACUAUGGGUAGAUAGAUUAGUAGACAGAUCAAUAGAGAGAGUGAAACAAUAGUGAGAAGUAGGCGGGGAACAUCCUGAAAGAGAAAGUGUGAUGUUAAAGGGGUAGUUCACCCUGAAGAAAAGUUUGUUGUAAAAAUAGCAGAAAAAAUAUUGGUGGAGGUUUGGAAAAAAAUCCAUUAAAGAUUAAGAAAGUAAUUGUAAUUUAAAUUUUGGAUUUGUGACAUCAUAAACAAGCAGCUGCCCCAUAUGUAAUAUAAAAUGUUUGAAUUUCAAUUUUUUUAAUGAUUGGUGAUAACUUUCUUUUGUUUUCAUUUUAUAAAUGGGUGUGAUAUUUGUCUAUUGUUAUACUAAAGGUUCAGUAAAUUUCAUUGAUUUUUGUGUCAUUCAAUGUAAAAAGCUGCUCGCUGUGACGUCACAAAUAAAAAAAUUCUAAUUUGUUUUAUUCA
Lytechinus pictus (painted urchin) is the source of this 4077-nucleotide messenger RNA. Its product is annotated as p53 and DNA damage-regulated protein 1-like. Lineage: Eukaryota; Metazoa; Echinodermata; Echinoidea; Temnopleuroida; Toxopneustidae. Bases 398 to 829 code for a protein of 143 amino acids. The transcript has 5 exons. The record is from RefSeq and is a predicted model, not a curated record.